AUGUCGGUAAAUUCACCCACGGCGACCUCCGAAGCCCUCAGGGCUACGACCCUCCGUUUCAAUCGAAAAUCUUCCUCUAGCGCACCUACCGCCGCAACCAAGGCUGCGCAGGUCAGGCCAUCCAUCAGGUCGAGCCCCGGAGGGAACGGAUCGCUGAUAGCUGCGGAGCGGAGUGUUGCUAGGCGGAAACAGGAGAAUACGACUGGUCCCAUGUCACUCGACCCAUCAAACGUUGCUGCAACGCUCGCGGCAUCUCGGUACAGCUCUUCGCCGGACAAGCCCUCGGAGAGGGAGGAGGAGGUUAUUUCUGUGGCUGCUCGGAGGAAACGCUUUCAAAAGGAACUGUCACAGCUGCCUGGCGGGGGUGAAGGUGGCGGAAUCGGGCUACAUAAGAUAUCGCCGGAAAGGAGCCGGACGAAUACUCCUGACGCUGCCGUCGAUUCCUCUAAUAUCGAUGACAUUUCUUCAUUGAGGUCACUGUUUGAGAAGAGCUCGAAUGUCCCGAAACCGGCUAUACAUGCCCCGAAGCCGGUGCGGGGGAUGGAGAGUGCAUCGUUGACGGCUGCCAUACUAGCUACCCAGCUCUCUCCUUCUGCUUGCGCUUCUGCACAGAGCUCCAGGAGAGGUAGCCCUGUGCACAGGGCGCCCAAUAGGGCCUCCCCUUUCAGAGGGGGUGCUGCGGGGAAGCCUGUUUCUCUGGAAAUAGCGCCAAAGUUAUCACUUCCUCCACCUUCGCGGGAGUCUACGGUGUCAAGUGUUUCUAGGGAGAGCAAUCGGUCUAGAUCCUCAAUAGAUAAUGGCAAUACAGAUACACUUUUAGCUGCUACAUUGGCCUCAAGCCCGAAAGCACCGGACAGGCCGCGGCCCCCGCAACCGCCACCGCCACGAAGAAAGGAGAUCAGGAAGGAUCCCUCGGCAGUGCUUCGUGAAACCUCCUGCGAGCCGAAGGAUAGAUCUGAUGUCGACUCCGGUUCCGACUCCGGUUUACGAUAUGGCACCGCUCGAACGUCAAUGAGUAUUAAAACCAGCAAAGCUAGCACCUCCGCCAUUUCCCUCCCGCAAUUGUUUGCUCCCUCAGGGCCUCCACCCCUCCCUCGGCGUCCAUCAAUCGCCCAGCUAAUAUGCGACGAUCAGCCAGCCCCAAAAGCCGUCCAACUGUCACCAAGGGCCCACUCAGCCUCCACAUCUCCAUCCCGUCCAUCACCUCUACGCCCAAGCCCUAUCCCCCGCCACCGGACCGGCGACUCCAUCCUAGCAGCCUCCCUUGCCCCCUCCAGAGUCGUCUCCCCCUCUCCCCGGAAGCCGCCUGUACCGCCCGCGCCCCGCCGCCGCCGAUCACUCCCUCCUCUGCCAAAAGGCCUCCGUGAAACAAUGCGCAAACCCAGAACACCACCCAAAGAGCCAUCCCCUCAACGCAGGAACCCCCACCUCGUAAGGCUCCCCCACAAACACAGCCAAGGGGAACGCAGACGCUGGCGACACUUUGUCACAGAGGCGGAGCGGAAACGCUACGACGGUCUCUGGGCCGCCAACAAAGGCCUCCUACUACCCAGGUGGGCACCAGCACCCCCUCCACCCCGUGGCAGGACCGCAGCCCGUAACUUCGAGGACGAGCAGCACAAAUGGAGCUCCGCGCCCACAUACGCAGAGCCAUUACCCGAUUGCGUCGACUCGCUGAUCGUGCGGGACAUAUGGCGGCGUGCUAGACUACCCGACGAUCAACUUGCGGAGAUCUGGGAGCUCGUGAACCGGGGUGGGGAAGCCAGGUUGAGCCGCGAUGAGUUUAUCGUGGGCACAUGGCUAGUGGAUCAAUGUCUCAAGGGGCGGAAACUGCCCGCUAGGGUGCAGGACGAGGUCUGGGAGAGCGUCAGGCGGCUGGGUGUGAAGACCCCGGCUGGGAGGAAAUGACCGAUUGCGAAAGUGGAGGGAAAAAGGUCGGGGAAAGGGAUCGUGAGAUUUGGGACUGUGAUAUUUGGAAAAAACCUUUGAGGUUAAUCAUUCAUUGGCUCGAGGAGUUCUUUUCGCCAUGCAGUAGCCUUGCCUUAAUGAUUAAAUAGAUGAAUGGAUAAAUAAUUUAUUCCCAUCCAAUCAUCCAGGCCGCGACGUCACUAUUGUAUCGGCAGUAGAGCCCACACCGGCAAUAACAAUAAUAGCAAAUUGCUCCACCCUUAGCCAGCUGUUUUUUAAAAGCACCAUACAGGUAUCAUACAACAAU
Molecule: messenger RNA, 2215 nt
Organism: Tuber aestivum (summer truffle)
Lineage: Eukaryota; Fungi; Ascomycota; Pezizomycetes; Pezizales; Tuberaceae
Source: the annotation of a GenBank genome assembly